Messenger RNA from Tarenaya hassleriana, 2029 nucleotides. Its product is annotated as FGGY carbohydrate kinase domain-containing protein. Gene Ontology annotation, biological process: carbohydrate metabolic process. The record is from RefSeq and is a predicted model, not a curated record. The coding region runs from base 2 to 1867 and encodes 621 amino acids. Gene Ontology annotation, molecular function: kinase activity; phosphotransferase activity, alcohol group as acceptor. NCBI's taxonomy places the organism in Eukaryota, Viridiplantae, Streptophyta, Magnoliopsida, Brassicales, Cleomaceae. The transcript has 15 exons.
AAUGUUGAAUGAACAGAAAGGCUGGGCCUGGGCCGAUUCGUCCGCACUGCCAAGCCACCUCCGGCGUUCCCUCUCGAUCCCCGGCAACUCAUCCUCCGGCUCCGCCGCCGCCCUUCAGAUGACCACCGACGUCGCCGAGCUUCGGCCUCUGUCUUCCCGCUCUGUCUUCCUUGGCGUCGACGUCGGCACCGGAAGCGCACGCGCCGGUCUGUUCGAUGACAAGGGAAAGCUUCUAGGCUCUGCUAGUAGUCCGAUACAGAUCUGGAAAGAGGGUGACUGUGUCGAGCAAUCUUCAACCGACAUCUGGCAUGCGGUUUGUGCAGCAGUCAAAUCUGCUUCCUCUCUUGCAGAAGUUUCGGGAGAAGAUGUGAAAGGAAUAGGAUUUGCCGCGACAUGCUCGCUUGUAGCGGUGGAUGCUGAUGGAGCCCCUGUCACGGUGUCUUGGAGCGGUGAUUCAAGAAGGAAUGUUAUAGUUUGGAUGGACCACAGAGCUGUGAAGCAAGCAGAGAGAAUCAAUUCAUACAAUUCCCCCGUCUUACAGUACUGUGGUGGGGCUCUUUCUCCGGAAAUGGAGCCACCCAAACUUCUGUGGGUGAAAGAAAAUCUACAGGAAUCUUGGUCAAUGGUGUUUAGGUGGAUGGACUUGAGUGAUUGGCUGUCCUAUAGAGCUACUGGAGAUGAUACCCGUAGUUUGUGCACGACUGUGUGUAAAUGGACAUAUCUUGGUCAUGCUCACAUGCAUCAGGUGAGUGAGAAGGAUUCUCGAGAUAUGGAAGCUUGUGGAUGGGAUGAUGAUUUUUGGGAAGAGAUUGGCUUAGGUGAUCUUGUGGAUGGGCACCAUGCUAAGAUCGGAAGAAGUGUAGCUUUUCCUGGACACGCACUGGGUAACGGUCUGACUGCAGCAGCUGCUCAGGAACUCGGUCUGGUGGCUGGAACUCCAGUUGGGACUUCACUCAUCGAUGCUCAUGCUGGUGGUGUUGGGGUAAUGGAAAGUGUUCCAGUGUCAGAGUCUCAACCAAAAGAGUCCAACCCUGAUGCCUUAUGCUCCCGGAUGGUCUUGGUUUGUGGCACGUCCACUUGCCAUAUGGCUGUUUCUCGUGAAAAGCUGUUUAUUCCUGGGGUUUGGGGACCUUUCUGGUCAGCUAUGGUCCCGGAGUACUGGCUUACAGAAGGUGGACAGAGUGCCACUGGUGCUCUACUUGACCAUAUCAUUGAAAAUCAUGUUGCCUCUCCUCUGCUUGCAAAUCGAGCUGCUUCCCAGAAUAUUUCUGUGUUUGAACUGAUGAACAACAUGCUGAAAUCAAUGGCACAAUAUAGAAAUUCUCCGUUUAUAGCCGCCCUUACUGCAGACUUGCAUGUAUUUCCCGACUUUCACGGGAACAGGUCCCCGAUUGCAGACCCGAAAUCAAAAGGGGUAAUAUUCGGCAUGACACUCGACACAAGCGACAAGCAGUUGGCUCUACUAUACCUUGCCACUGUUCAGGGUAUUGCUUAUGGUACCCGCCAUAUUAUAGAGCACUGCAAUUCUCAUGGUCACAAAAUUGACACCCUGCUUGCAUGCGGAGGCCUUUCAAAGAACCCAUUGUUCAUUCAAGAACACGCUAAUAUCACCGGUUGCCCAAUUAUACUGCCCCGAGAGAGCGAGUCCGUUCUUUUGGGAGCAGCGAUUCUAGGGUCGGUCGCUGGAAAAAAGUAUCCAAGUGUCCAUGAAGCCAUGAAAGCUCUGAACGCAGCCGGUCAAGUGAUCCAUCCAUCAUCAGACCCUAAAGUGAAGAAGUACCAUGACGCCAAGUACCGUAUUUUCCGUGACCUCUACGACCAGCAACUCUCUCACCGUUCCAUCAUGGCCGAAGCUCUCUCGUCAUGAAAACGAAAACUGAAAAACAUUGUGUUUUUUUUUUAUAUAUAUAUACAUAAUUGUUUUCAAGCUUUAAUUGGAUUGAUUUUGAAAAAGGAUCUAUGUCUAGACCCAUGUAAUGUUUUCUUUUAUAAAAUUAUGGUUAGAUACAAAAGAAAUAUAUUAUUUUAA